AUGCCCUCCAGAAUGCCUUCGAGGAACAUCACACCACCACCUCCGAAUACGAGUACACACACCCUGAUCCUCGCACUCUGCAGCGGGGCGCUGCUUUGGCCGGCCGCGGGUGUCGCCCUCCGCGCCUUGCGGCGGCGCCUGUGCAGCUGGGCGGCGGCGCUGCACCCGAGCGGCCAGUCCGAGCGCGGGUGCAUCAAGGCGAGCGGCGCGCACGACCCGGGGAGCGUGGAUCUGUUCGGAACUGUAUCGACGGACGCCGCAAAGCUCGGCUCGGAGGAGAUGAAUACCCUAUUCGUGCCGAAUCCAAGAGGCGGUCCACAGCUCUCGUCCUUCUCGAGCAACAUCAAGGACCUCGGUGCGUCUCCGUCAGGCACCAAGACGCCGCGUCGCUUCGUGUGCCUGGUCCUGGACCUUCAAAACGAGUACGAGGCGUACUUGCAGCACACUGUCAGCGGUGCGAAUGCAGUCCUCGCAGCCUUUCGGAAGCGCGGACAGCCGGUGGUCUGGACCAACUGGUCGCGCGUUUUCGCGGAGUCCCACCUCUACUCCGCAGUCGACCGGUACUACGGCCCGCGCGGCAUCGCCAACAAGACCAACCCGGUCUACAUCUGGAGCGACGGCGGCAACAUCACGCUGCCGCCGCUCGCGCCGAUCGACGACUCGGAGCGCUCGCGCGUGAUCGAGAGCAACCACCUCUCCAAGUUUGCAGACUUGGACGGCAGCGGCCGCGAGAUUCUCUACCCGAUGCUCAAGGCGUGGGGCGUCGACACGAUCGUGCUGCUCGGGUCGUGGACGGACGAUUGCAUCGCCGCCACCGCCUUCGACGCCGUCGACAGGUACGGCUUCGACGUCCUGUUGGUGACGGAUGCGGUGGCCACCGCCACGCCGCACGGCGAAAAGAUGGUGGAGUGCAUCGGCGCAGCCAUCUGCACGCCGGUCACCUCGGCCGACGUCGCGAGCUACCUCGACGCCGCGCCGAGCGAUAUGGUGCUCCCGCCCACGGCGCCGCUGCACGGCUCCGUCUACCUGUCCUACGACCGGCACGUCUGCACACGCUCGCGCCACUCGUGAGACCGCCAAAGGUGUGCGAGGGGGGCGCGAGCGCGACGGCUCCCGACCGAACGUGUCCGGGACCAGGAUGUCACACUUUGAUGCAAAACAGCAUUUGUACAUUGGGUUCU
Messenger RNA from Emiliania huxleyi CCMP1516, 1181 nucleotides. RefSeq lists its product as hypothetical. NCBI's taxonomy places the organism in Eukaryota, Haptophyta, Isochrysidales, Noelaerhabdaceae. The coding region runs from base 1 to 1071 and encodes 356 amino acids. The transcript has 8 exons. The record is from RefSeq and is a predicted model, not a curated record.